Messenger RNA from Sarcophilus harrisii (Tasmanian devil), 6437 nucleotides. It is a transcript of the gene KRABD3, whose product is annotated as KRAB-A domain containing 1. The transcript is spliced from 20 exons. Gene Ontology annotation, biological process: regulation of DNA-templated transcription. NCBI's taxonomy places the organism in Eukaryota, Metazoa, Chordata, Mammalia, Dasyuromorphia, Dasyuridae. Bases 628 to 4374 code for a protein of 1248 amino acids. The record is from RefSeq and is a predicted model, not a curated record.
GCCAUUAGCGCUUGCCUCCUGGGGCCUCCCACCGGCUCCCUUCCCCCAUCGCAGCCCCUGCCCUGUCCCAGUCUAGGGGAAGGAACGGCGGCCCCAGACUCCCUCCGCCCCGACACAGCCACCGUGGGGCCUUCUGGGACUUGUAGUUCUUUUUUUAUCCCGGAGGCGGGCUACCCAGACAGACGUGCCGCAGCCUGGAGGGACGGAACUACAACUCCCGGGAUGCCCGACUGCGGUGGGAGGCGCUUCCACUCCGGCGAGGUAAUCAGCUGGAGGAGAGCUCCGGCUCUCAGACGUCCCCCUCCUCCCUUUAGCAUCCUUCCCCAGCCCCGUGUUCCUGGGGCCGUCCGGAGCCGCCUCCGCCCCUCCCCAGGGGCCCGUUAGCCCGCCGGGGUCGGGCCGCCCUUCCCCAGCCUCGGGUCCGCUGCCGGGCCACCCUGUCAUCGCCCCUGCCCGGCACGGCCCCGCUCCCUGGAAGGGAGGGACGCCCGGACAAGCAGACAGACAGACCCUCCCCCCCCCCGCCCCCAGGUCUCGGGGGGAAACAAAGGCCUCGUGGCUGGGGUCGGGGGGUUGCUGGCCUCGGCCUCCGAGGGCCGGUCAGUGGGGAGGCUGCCUCUGGCGGCGAUGGCUCUCCAGGUGCCUGUGACCUUUGAAGAUCUGGCUGUCAAGUUCUCUGCUGAUGAAUGGCAUCUCCUAGAGGAAUGGCAGAGGGAAUUCCACCGGGAUGUGAUGAGGGAGAACUAUGAGACUCUGGUCUCCCUGGGGACAGCUCAGUUGCUUCCACUCUCUGCAUUCCUCUCCCUGACAGAACCCCACGAGGACAUGGGGGACAGUAGCUGUUCUGAUGGAGAAUGGGAGAGGCCUGGUGGAGCACUCCAGGUGGGUCAGCAGCAGGGCAGCCUUCACCUCAAUGCCCUUGUCCGUCUGGUGAAGGAGAUUCCAGAGUUCCUGUUUGGUGAGACCAAGGCCAUGGAAACCCCAGAAAGCCCUGAGAGCAAGGAAAGUGGUUCAGAGGGGGAGAAACUGAGCCUGGAUGCCAUGAUUGUGGAUUCCAGCCCCCUCCAGGGCUUGCUGAGCUGCCUCCCGGAGAUUCCUAUCAGCAGGCCUGCCCUGACUGUCACACCUGCCAGCAGCUCAUCUAGCAGCAGUCUCCAAGGGGAUGGGGACCGAGAGCUGAGGACCCCAGACCUCGGAGCCCAGACCCUAUAUCCCUAUGAACCGGCUGCCAAAACUAGUCCCUUGGACAUCAGUAGGAACGCUAGUUGUAAAGAAAAUCCAGAAAUGUCAGCCAACCAACUCAGUACUCCUGGUUUCACUGGCACUCAGGAACAGAAGCAAUUGAGGACCAUGGGGCGAGGAAGUCCUUCUGAAAGCAGCCCUCUCCAAGGCCUCAUCAACUGCCUCAAGGAAAUUCUGGUCCAGGGACCCCAGCACCCACAGCCUCUUGCUACUGGAUCCUUUCCUCAAAGCAGUCCAAGGGAAAUGAGACUAGUAACCUCCGACCGAAGACCCAGAGGCCCCCCAUGGGCUGUGAAGGCAGAAGCCAUUUCAGAGAAUUCUCCACUCCAGGGCCUGUUGAACUGUCUUAAAGAAAUCCCAGAAGCCCAGACCAGAUGUGCUGGCCUUCCAGGUGGAGGGGUGCAGCAGCAGACAGAUGGUUCAGGGACUUGGCAAAAGAAUUCUGGAGUGAAGAUGGAAGGAACCCCCGAGGAUGUUUGGACCCAGAGCCCUCUGAGCUACACCCAUGACCCUCCUGUGUCCUGCGAGCUCACCACACUUAACCACAGCUCUUCCACCGGUAGCAGUAUAGAGGGUGAUGGGAACCCCAGGGGGCCAGAGCUGCCGGGUUGGACUCCAAUGAACCAAGGUUCUUCCUGUGCUCCUUUUGCGGAGUCUGAAGUCUGGACACGUAUCACACCCCCUUGGUAUCUUGCUUGUGAUGACGAUUGUGCAGCGAUGUCUCUUGCCCUAGCUGGCAGUGCCCAGAGCUCGCCUUUGGAGGCCCUGGAGACCUAUCUGAAGGACAUCCCCCUGAACAGAUCAAUACGCCCUCAGCCCUUGAGCAACCCCUGGUGCCUGAGCCCUGGGCAGGUGGAGACGGUUCAGCGGAGGUCCGACCCUCUGGCCCGCAGGUGGCCCAUGGAAGCAGGGACCACAGGUUCUCUACCUUCUCUGGGGCCUCAUGGUUGUGUAAAGGAUCUCUCUGCUCGCCACCCAGGCCACCUCAACACCCCCAAUAGCUUCUCCUCAGCCAGCAGCACAGAUGGGGACCUGGAUCUCAGGAGCCUGGAAGGGAGCCAGGGACGAUGGGGCAGAGAAGCAAGUCCAAUUGGGAGCUCUCCCCUCCAGGGCUUGGAGAACUGUCUCAAAGAGAUCUCCACAAACAGGCCCCACCUCAGCCAGCCUGCCCCAUUGUUGGUCCCAGCAGGAUAUGGGAUAUCAGCUAGAGUGGAACCCAGGAGCUGGACUACACCCAAAGAAGGACUGGAGGGUGAGUCCCAUGACUCUCUUUGCCUGAGGCAAGGUGGAAAGGAGGUGUCCUCUGAGAGUCUGAACCUAGGCAGUCCACAGACCAGAGUUUGCAACUCCUUUGCUCACCACCAGACUGGGGACAAAGACAGGACAACUGAAGCAGGGCCUUGGAAGUGCCUUGGAGAAGGGGCUGCUCCCAAGCCUUCUCCACUUCGCUGUCUGGAAAACUCCUUGAGGGGGAUCUCGGCCAUGAGGCCCCUGCGCUUCUCCUGUUUGGCCAGCCCCAGCCUUAGCUCCGGCUCCAGGCUGAGCUCCAGCCGCAGCAGCAGCAGCAGCAGCAGCAGCAGCAGCAGCAGCAGCAGCAGCAGCAGCAGCAGUGGUGGCUCAGAGGGAGAAGAUCAGAGGUUGGAGCCUGAGCUGUGGAGGGCUCGUCUCAAGGAGUGUUCCUCCUUCCCCAUCCCCCGGGGCCCUGUCUCUCAGGCCAGCAGCCACUCCAGCCCCCUCACCAGCAGUACCAGUAGCCCCAUGACAAACAGAGACCGCGGGAGGAGGACAGAGCUGGGGGAUUGGAGAAUUCUCAGUGCAGCUCUGAAAGCAGAGGAGACUUCGCGCUGUAGCCCCAGGCUCCAUGGGAAAGAUGUGCCUUCAGAGGCCUCUAGUGGGUUUCAUAGCCCUAGCAGCACUGAAACAGGAUCAUCUGCAGAUCCCUGUCCUGCCCCUGACCGGGAAGAAACUCCUGAGGUGCCAACCCCCUCCCCUUCUUCUGGAGAGCCGGAGGUAGAUGAAGAAGCUGAUGGCCCGAAGGCUGUGCCUGGAGAUCUGAGUGUCGCAAGUCCCAAGGAUGCUAAGCCAGACCCAGCAGGGACAAAGGCCAGGGACUUGACAGGACUUGCGCCAGAUGCUGAAUCUGUCUCCCAGUCAUGCCUGCCGGAAACUCCUGAAGGCAUCCGGAGCUGGGCUGGCACUUCUGCCCUGACCUCCCAGGAUGCUCCAUCACCCCCCAGGCUGGAUAGGGGGCACAAGCGCCCGUCUUCUCUGGGUGAUCCUGCUGCCAGCUGUUCUGCAGCUCAGAUGGGCAGAAGACUCUCAAGCAGUCAGACUCACAGCUCGGCCGAGACCCCCAGCAAGACCCCUCGCCUGGCCUUGUCCCCCGUGGCUCCCUCCCCUGCCACCUUGCCCCUUGAGGCCCCCCAGGCUUCCUGCCACUGCGGGGACAUCCUCCGGGGGGAGCUCCUCAGCCUCGGGGCCACCCUCACCCAGCAGCUGGCCCGCCUCUCUUCGGCCCUGGCCGCCCUAUCCCAGGACGUGGCGGUGGUGAAGACCCGUGUGAAGUCACUGGGGCGGGACUUCCGGUCGCACCAGAGGCUGGGGAGGCGCCCCCGACCCUGGCACCUCUGCCGGGGAUACCGCAGAGGUUGUCAUUCUCUCCGGGGACCUCGACUGGGACAAAAAAAGCUCGUUCAGGCCCGACCCCAGCAGCUUGGGCCCAAAGGCCUGGGCAGGAGCUCUGACUUCCUGCAGCAGGAGCCCCGCCCGCCUCCCGGCACACCUCCUGGUGGGACAGCUGUGGUGCCGACGACGCCCCUGGGCGGACAUUCCCCCUGCUCUCCCCUCUUGUCUCCUGCUCACUCUGCGAUGCCCCCUGUGCACUCACCCCAGAGGCGACUGGAGGAUGACCAAAGCCUGCCGCUCACUCCGGUGGCCGGCUCAGCUUCCCAGAUCGCCCCUCCUCCUAGCCCCGAGGAAGGGUUCAAGCCCUGGCAGGAACUGGAGCCGUGCCAGGGGAAACCCGCCAUGGCCACAGGGGUGAAGGGAGCCUGGUCCCAGCAAUCCAGAGAAGCCUCUGCUCGGAGGCCCGGGGAAGUGAGCUCCAAAGCCCAGCACGGGGGCCCCAGCUAGCUCUCAACGGGAUUCCCCUGGGGGGCAGAGGCCCUUCUCCAGCGGGCGCCUGGGGGGAGCCAGGCUUCCUUCCAGGACAGUCAGGAGGCCCCCUCGGUCGCACAGAGAACCUGGGGUUCCUGCCUGUUAUUCUUACUAGUCCUAGGCUUUCCCAGGUGUUUGGGGACGUUUUCUUCAGAGAAGAAGCAACUGUUGGGGAUGUUUUCUUUCCCUUGUCCUUAGCUUAAACCUUGAUUCCAUGUAUCCUCCCACCAUUAUCCCUUUGCUCAAGAACUGCCAAGUAAACACGAGAGAGAGUCUUCGUAUUUAUGUUAUCCAAGUGGCAACAGAGCACCCCUGGUUUCCGUCUCCUGUCCCCCUGCUACCUCAGCUUUCACCGUGACCCUUGUCCCUCUGCGGACCAGAGGGUGUGUAUGUACCUGCUACAGACAGCUCUCAUGUCAGGAGGCUGUCUGCCUCUGGUAUAAUUUGGCUUCAGGGCAUGGGGCCAGAUGCAUCAUUAAAGUUCUCAGUGGCUAAGACUAAAUGUGGGAAACUGGGCUAGGUCUCCUGGGCAGUGAAUGGGGCAGGGGAGGUGUGUGCCUUGGGCGGACCACCCCUUCAGAUCACGGCGGGUAAGGCAGGUUUCUGAUGGUCUAGAGGGGGGCACGGCUUGGGCUCCCUUACGGAGGAGGUAGCUGUCUGAAGGAGAGAGAGGCAGGAGAAGAACGGGAUGGUGUUAUGGAUACAAAUAUAAGCUGGAAGAGACGACGUUUUAGGACCUUGUCUGACAAGGUUUUAGUGGCCUGCUAACCCAACAAGUCAGUAGUAUGGUAGGAGAGCCCAAAAUGCUAUUAACAUCUUGGGCUAUAGUAAUAGUAUAGUUUCUAGGGAAAAGGAGGUGAUAGUCCAACUUCUCUGUGCUCUGCUCUUGCUCAGAUAAUAUCUGGACUAUUGUGUUCACUUGGGGAGAGCCUUGAGUCAUUGUCAUAUAAAGAUCAGUUGAAAGAACUAGGGAUAUUUAGUCUGAAAAAGGAAAGGGUUGGAACUGGGAUGGGGCCUGAGGGCUAUUUUCAAGUACAUGCAAGAAUAGUUCUCCUAGGUUCCCAAAAGGUAGAAGUAGGAGCCUCAGGUAGAAGUUUCAAAGAAGCAAAUGCAGGCUCAGGAUCAGGAAAACGAACUUCAGGGAGCAGCCCCAAAGUGGAGUGGGCUGCCUUGAGUUGUGGCCGGUCCCACAAAAUGGCUAUCUUCAGGCAGAAACUGGAUAUGGCCUCUUGGAGGUGGUUGGAUGAGAUGGCCCCUGACCUCCCUUCUAGCUCAGACGAUAUGAUUCUGGACAGAGACAAGUGGGAAUGUAGGGAUGAAAGAUCAAGAGUUGGAGAUGGGAUCUCACAGAAGAGGUGGGAAUGCAGAAUGGGCAGGGGCUUUCCUUAUGUGUGGAAAUCCUUACCACCUCCAGGACAGCCACUUGCCAAAAGAACAAAUAUAGUAUGCAUUAAUGGUAGAAGGCUCGCUAUAAUGACUACAGGCUAGAGCAUGAAACAUGGGCCCAAAGUAAAUAUGUAGAGAACAGUGCGUCAAAAGCUAUGCAUCCAGAAGAGAUGAGUGGUGGAGUGCAUAAACAUGCUUAAUUCCUGUCAGUUCUCAGCCCUCCACGCUGUGGGAAUUGAGAGAUGUUUCGGGGCACAACUUUCACUGCAGAGAGGGGGCCCUCUUGGAUUCUCUGUGGGAGAGAGCGGAGGAGGACCCUGUUACUGCUCUCCCAGGGAUGGAUGCAGCUGGCACAGUACUUUGCAUUUGUAGUAGGUAUUCCUAUAACAAUCCCUCUGUACCUCAGAUCUUUCCUUAAUCUUGUCUUAUAUGUAGGCAAAAUAGUCCCCUGAUCUAAAAAUAUCUCCCCUCAAGCUAAUCUCUGCCUUAAAUUCUCAAAGUAUCCUACUCCACUUUCACUUCAAUACACAUUUUAGGUUGACAUUGUCUCCAAAAGCCCUUUGUUAAAAUUCACCUAUUGGUUGAGAAACCUGUUGUAUCAGGAUCCUUUGACCCAUCACUAAUAAUAGUACUUUUUUAAAAAUUAUUUUUAA